Nicotiana tabacum (common tobacco) is the source of this 2652-nucleotide messenger RNA. The record is from RefSeq and is a predicted model, not a curated record. Lineage: Eukaryota; Viridiplantae; Streptophyta; Magnoliopsida; Solanales; Solanaceae.
AUGACUGCUAUUAACUACUUCAGUAAGCCCUUUUCACAACCUGCUGAAACUAAUGAUGGUAGAUUCAUUAGAAAUAUGGAGGCCAAGGUCAAUGACCAUGAUAACCAAUAUUUGGAGGAAUUCCCUAUCAUGGAGGAGGUAAAAAAUGCCAUUAUUCAUAUGGAUCCUAAUAGUUCCUCCGGACCAGAUGGAUACAAUGAUUCUCCUAAUUCCUUCUCUCAAUUCAGACCUAUUAGUCUUAGUAACUUCUCUAAUAAGAUCAUUUCAAAGAUCUUAACUAAUAGGCUUGCUACUCUUCUUCGUAAUUUGAUCUCUGAAAACCAGUCUGGGUUUGUUAAAGGCGGACUUAUCACUAAAAAUAUUUUGCUGACGCAACAAAUUGUGCAAGGAAUUAGGAAGAAGAAUAGAGGAGAUAAUAUUGUCAUUAAGUUAGAUAUGGCUAAAGCUUAUGACAUGUUAUUUUGGGCUUUUCUUAUCUCUAUUUUGAGAAAGAUUGGCUUCUCUGAUAACUUUGUGGAUAUGGUAUAUAAGUUUCUUGCUGAUGUAUGGUAUUCCAUCAUUAUCAACGGGGAGAGACAUGGUUUCUUUCAUUCAACAAGGGGUAUUAAACAAGGUGAUCCUCUAUCACCUAGUUUGUUCAUUAUUGCUGCAGAUUCUCUCUCAAGAGCACUCAAUCAUUUAUACGAGAAAGAUCAAUUCAUAGGUUUCUCUAUGAAUCCUAGAGGACCAAAGAUAAACCACUUAUGUUAUGCAGAUGACAUAGUGAUAUUCUCCUCCAGAAAUAAGAAAUCUAUUCAAAUGGUUAUGAAAAAAAUUAAUCAGUAUGAAGAGGCUUCUGGCCAAAAAGUGAACAUAGUGAAAAGUUAUUUUCUCACUGCUACACAUUCCUCUGUUACCAGAAGGGAUAUGAUGAAAAGAGUGACAGGUUUUAACCAUCAACACUUCCCUUUCAAAUACCUUGGUUGUCCUAUUUAUGAAGGGAGAAAGAAGAUUGCAUACUUCUAUGAGAUAGGAAAAGUUGUUACUAACAAGCUAAAUAACUGGCAAGGCAAAUCUGAUACUAAGAAGAAAUAUCAUUGGAGCUCUUGGGCAAACUUAUGUUAUCCAUACGAGGAGGGAGGUGUAGGCCUCAAAUCGAUGGAGGAUAUUAGUAAGACCUUUAGCUCCAAAAGAUGGUGGAGACUACGGACCACUGACAAUCUUUGGUCUAAUUUCAUGAAUUCUAAAUACUGUCAGAGAAGUCAUCCAGUGGUUAAGACAUGGGAUAAAUCUCAAUAUAGUGCUUGGUGUGAUUUAAAGAAGAUUAGGAAGGAUGUUGAACCUCAUAUACUUUGGAAGAUUAAUGAAGCUUCAAUUGAUUUUUGGUGGGACAAUUGGAUAGGAUCAGGUCCUAUUGCUAAUGUCACACACUUAAAUAACAAGCCAAGGGCUAUGAAGGUGAAGGUCUGUCUUUUGGAAAGACAAUGGAAUACUCAUAUGAUUGCUAACUUAGUCAAUGCUAAUAUUUUCAGAGACAUUGCAAACACAAGAAUUGGAGAUAGAAAUAGUAAGGAUCAACCUAUUUGGAAAGCCACCACUAGUGGAAUUUUCACUUGCUCAUCUGCAUUUGAUAUGCUUAGACAAAGAAGACGCAAAUGUCAUUGUCGUGCCCAACCAAAAGAUGAAUCCAUAGAACAUGUUUUCAUCAGUAGAGAAAUUGCAACUCAGUGCUUAACAACUGGUGGAGCUAUAAAGGAAAAGAGAGAUUACAAAGAAGAAACCACUAUUAUCCUUCCUAACCUUAUUUGUUGGGAGCUCUGGAAAGCUAGAUGCAGCUACGUAUAUGGUAAUAGAAGAACCAAUAGAAGCAGAAUAUGUCAACAAGUUUUGUACCUAUUGAAGAAUGAUCUUAAAAGAUUGGAUGAGAGGGUGGAUAUUAGUUGGACUUGGGAAAAACUCUGGAAGGAAAUGGAGACCAUUACGCCAGUUCUAAGUUGCAGGCCUGUCAUUUGGGACAAACCCCCUGACAACUGGCUUAAAAUUAACUCUGAUGGCAGUAGUAACAUUCUCAAGAGAAGAGCUGGUAUUGGAGGUAUUGUUAGAAAUAGAAACGGACAACUUAUUGUAACCUAUGUUCAAAAUGUCCAAUUCUGCACUAACAAUAGUGUUGAGGUACAUGCCGCUUCGUGUGGAAUGAAACUCUGUAAAGAUCUCAACUUUGGCAAUAUUAUCCUUGAAAUGGACUCUUUGAUUGUAGUCAAUAUGAUUAAAGGAAAGUACAAAGUUCCCUGGGAACUUAUGGAUAAGAUGGAGACGUUGAAAGACAUGUUACAACAACUUCAAGCACAGGUAGUUCAUUGCUACAGAGAGGGAAAUGCAGUCGCGGAUGCAUUAUCUAAAAUUGGAGCAGAAUCUCAACAUGAAAAUGCUAUGCUAUACGGAACCAUGAAAGACUUGCCAAGAGAAAUGGUGAGGACCCGUACCGGGAGGACGACGAUCAAGUACCCGAGCCCCCUGCCAGAGCCGGUAGAGGCAGGGGUCGGGGUAGAGGAUGACCACGUGGUGCAGCCCGAGCACCUGCAAGAGCUGCGACAUAGGAGCCCCCAACAGCUCCAGCUGGAGGGCCUGCACCGGAGAUUCCUAUUGCUACUCCAACCUUCCGGGAGAUUUUGA